AUCUCUGGCACGCGCAGUCGUCAUCGCCAGCGCCGCCCUGUUGAGAGAGGAGGCAGGAGACCCCCCUCCCCACCUAACAACAACCCCAACCCCACAGACUCGAGCGCAGCGACCCCACCCCCCCUACCCCCUCCGAGAGAGGGGACACAGUGAGAGAGGCGCAGUCACCGACUCGGGAUCCCGGCUCCGUUUCGCCCUCAAUCCGGGCCUAAUGCUGUAGCAGACAGCGCGGGAGGAGCACGACAGAGAGACCACGCAGUGACCGAGGAUCGGCGAGGGACAGGGCGGACCGGGGAGAGACGGGAUUGCUCAUUCGCUUGGAAACAUGGGAUGUACACUGAGCGCCGAGGAGCGCGCGGCUCUGGACCGGAGCAAGGCCAUCGAGAAAAACCUGAAGGAGGACGGGCUGGUCGCCGCUAAGGACGUCAAACUGCUCCUGCUCGGCGGCGGAGAGUCCGGCAAAAGCACCAUCGUGAAGCAGAUGAAGAUUAUCCAUGAAGAUGGCUUUUCUGGGGAUGAUGUGAAGCAGUAUAAGCCUGUGGUCUACAGCAACACCAUCCAGAGUUUGGCCGCCAUCCUUCGAGCCAUGGACUCUUUGGGCAUCGAGUUCGGUGACAAGGACCGAAAAGCUGAUGCUAAGCUGGUCUGCGAUGUGGUCAGCCGGAUGGAGGACACAGAACCGUACUCUGCAGAACUUCUCGCUGCUAUGAAGCGUCUAUGGGCUGAUGCUGGGACUCAGGAGUGUUUCAACCGUGCCCGAGAAUACCAGCUUAAUGACUCAGCUCAAUACUACCUGGACAGUCUAGACCGGAUUGGGGCAGCAGACUACCAGCCCACAGAGCAGGACAUUCUGAGAACCCGAGUGAAAACCACUGGCAUUGUAGAAACCCACUUCACCUUCAAAAACCUUCACUUCAGGCUGUUUGAUGUUGGAGGUCAGAGGUCAGAGAGGAAGAAGUGGAUCCACUGCUUUGAGGACGUGACCGCCAUUAUCUUCUGUGUUGCUCUGAGCGGAUACGAUCAGGUUCUCCAUGAAGACGAAACAACUAACCGCAUGCAUGAAUCCCUCAUGCUUUUCGACUCCAUCUGUAACAACAAGUUCUUUAUCGACACCUCUAUCAUCCUGUUCCUCAACAAGAAGGAUCUGUUUGCCGAGAAGAUUAAGAAAUCGCCGCUCACGAUUUGUUUUCCGGAAUACACAGGUGCUAACACAUACGAUGAUGCUACUGCAUAUAUUCAGGUUCAGUUUGAGAGUAAGAACCGCUCUCCCAACAAGGAGAUCUACUGUCACCUGACCUGUGCCACAGACACAGGAAACAUCCAGGUAGUGUUUGAUGCCGUCACUGACAUCAUUAUUGCAAACAACCUUAGAGGGUGCGGCUUAUACUGAAGCCCGGCCAGAAGCACAGAGGUUGUCUAUGGAGUGUGUGAAGUGUUAAUAAUGGUAAUUUUGAUGAUACUUAAACACAUAAAUAUGUAAUUCUACACGUCCAAAUGGACCCAAAGAGCUGCCGUCAGACACCACACUGGAUUAUUGCCAUGAUUUGUUCCCUUCCUUAUUUGAAGUAUCCCUCCCCCAGUUUUGUCUUUAAAAAAAAUGUGUUUUUAAGCUGAAUGUUUCCAUGUUUUGUUGAUGACUAUAUCAACAAAUGUGAAGGUCAGAAGCACCAGUGGGUUUAUUCAGCUGGAGCCUUGUCCCGCUAAACGUCCACACAUGUAACACACCGCCUAGAAAGGAAGGAGGGACGCCGUCCCACGUUCGGUGGCAAGUCCUGACAUUUGAAUACAGCCUCUGGUGCUUCGUUUCGGCGUGCGAAGGGUGGAGAUGACGAUGAUACCGGUUUUGGGGAGGUGCUGUACUCGUGGCUGAGGGUCAUGGAUGGGAAGAAGGAAGCUGUCGUGAACUUUCCUUCAGAGCUGUCGGAGCCUGAAGGGUCUGUUCCAAUCAGCUUUUCUUGUUUUAUUUGCAAACACAAUGAAAGAGGAGUGACUUCUGUUUUGGAGCGGCUGCCCAUUGCCAUUGCCCCCUCCCCCCCUACUGUAAUGUUAGGUAAACCUGUUGAAAAGAAGGAACAAUUCAUAUCGGUGCCAACCAUCUGAUAAUAACAGAUAGAGGACUAGGGUCGAUAAUCAUAGCUCAUAUCUAUAUUAUUUAAGUAACAAAUAUAAUAUUUUACUAUCAUUGAAUAAUUUAUUAAAGCCUCAUGCCCUUCAUGCCUCCUCCUACCUCCAGAGACCCCCACCGUGCCACAUAUUUAUUUCCCAACGAGUCAAACUUGGGUUCAGAGGGAGGAAAGGCCUCCAUUAACAUCUGUGUGCUCCAAGAAAUAGAAGACUGCACAAGGAGAACAAAAUCAUUAGAGGCAGCCUCUGUCUGGGGAGUUUUAUCUUUCCUUUUUUUUUGUCUUAAGAUCUUUGUUUCCCCCUGAUUAGUGAACAGGGAACAAUUUCUCUUUUCACAGAGGACAAAGUACAGCUCUCCAUUUUCACCUGUGCACCCAAUCAAGUCAUCUUCCCAUCCCUGUAUUCUCUUUACCCAUCACAUAUCAAUCCUCAUACCCUCUCUUCAUUUUCACCUUAAAAAAGCACCGUACUGUAUAUAAAUAUAUGAUUACACCUGAUCAGAUUUUUUUUUUUUUACUGUGAAUGUUUUUGUGCUGCACCCCCAUCCUAUUCAGUAGUUUAUUGGUUGCUCUCAUGUGGAAUGUUUGUGCUGAGCCAAUCGAAUGUUGUGUUUACAUUAAAGCCACAUUUUUCCUAACGACUCCUGCGCUGGUGGUCUGAGUGUGAUUACACCGCAAGGUAACAGAGGUGAUGACAAGCUGUGCUACUCCGGCUUUAAUCUGUGCCCGGAAUUAAGGUUAGGCAAAGGAAAUUAGGCUGAACAUUAUGAGAGUGGACCACUUUUAAUGCUUCAUUGCCUUGUGAACAAAGCUUUGCGUUUAGAGUCCGAAACACGAAUAAAAGAUUGGGAACAGGUCUUGCAUGGCAACAGGGCAGUGCUGAAACGUGGCGGAUGGUAGGGAUCAGAAGCGCAGCACAGCAGCUCUCAAUUUAUUAGGUUAAAAGUGUUCAUCAUCACAGACAAGGAGCUAUUCAUAUAUUGAAUGACUGGGCUGGAUCAGCUGUCUGACCUGCUUCUGUCAGUUUAAUGGGUAUGAUGUUCAUUACUGCUGUGCUUCACUGACAUACCCAGAGCUCCACUUUCUUAGUGUCCUGAUUUCUCGCAACCAGCUACAGGUUAAGAAGUAGGAAUUCCCACUGUGACACAAUUGCACACUUGUGGUUUUAAUUACAAAAUUUUACAUUUAAUUAAUAUUAAACACCCCCCCCCCUCCUCCACUCCCAUUUGCUUCACAUCACGUGUCUCUGAGUGCUCAACUGGAGCUGUAGCAGACUGGCAUCAGCCAGGUGAGCCGCGACAGCGCUCUGGAACAAUCAGAGCUUUUGUUUUAAACCAAAGUAAAGCCUCAGCCAUUUCAUGUACAGAACCACGGAUACCCCCCCCUCCCAUGUGAUCUCAGGUGGGUAAUGCACAGCACUGUAAAGCACAGGCUCUUCAGCUACAGCCGCAGCCUCUUGAUGUCUUCGCUUCGGAAGUCGAUCCGCAGAGCCAGAACCUGACGCACCUCGGCGGGAGUCAGCCGCCACGUCAGCGGGCCUGAGUUGGGACCCCAGUAAUCCAAGAUUUCGGUUACCUGAAAGUACAAACAUGAAGACGUGAGCAUGUGCACUGACAAGUUAGAAUAUUUUCUAAUGUGAUUUUUGUCUUUGGAUAGUUUUAUUGCUCCACUGAACCUGAUAAAGUCUGAAACCUCUGUUAAGUCUGCGGGCAACAAUACAAAAAAAAACGUAAAAAAAAAAAAAAAAAAAAAAUCAACUACAAAAUGUGCUAGCUAGACUAAUGUUUAAACCUUUCCUCAUUGUUCAGUUUUAUAUUGCAUCCAUUGUACCAUUGAAACAGGAAUUCAUUUUUUUUACCGUUGAUUUUUGACACUUGUUCAUAGCAAAACGGGAGAGAAAUCUUAUAGCUUUGGGUGGUGGUUAUUAUUCUAAUAUAACUGACAGAUUGUACACAGAAAGUUUAUUAAAGUUGAUUUGAAUUUUUAGCAUCCUCUGUAUGUAAAGUUGUUGUGAAAUGGCUCUAUCAAAAUAUAACUUAAUUAAAUUAAAAUCCUGUUUAUACAAGA
This is a messenger RNA of Oryzias melastigma (Indian medaka), 4190 nucleotides long. It is a transcript of the gene gnao1b, whose product is annotated as guanine nucleotide binding protein (G protein), alpha activating activity polypeptide O, b. Gene Ontology annotation, cellular component: heterotrimeric G-protein complex. The record is from RefSeq and is a predicted model, not a curated record. Bases 326 to 1390 code for a protein of 354 amino acids. Gene Ontology annotation, molecular function: mu-type opioid receptor binding; GTP binding; corticotropin-releasing hormone receptor 1 binding. Lineage: Eukaryota; Metazoa; Chordata; Actinopteri; Beloniformes; Adrianichthyidae. Gene Ontology annotation, biological process: G protein-coupled dopamine receptor signaling pathway; adenylate cyclase-modulating G protein-coupled receptor signaling pathway. The transcript has 8 exons.